Messenger RNA from Colias croceus (clouded yellow), 3764 nucleotides. RefSeq names its product condensin complex subunit 3 (gene Cap-G). NCBI's taxonomy places the organism in Eukaryota, Metazoa, Arthropoda, Insecta, Lepidoptera, Pieridae. The record is from RefSeq and is a predicted model, not a curated record. Bases 81 to 3734 code for a protein of 1217 amino acids. Gene Ontology annotation, cellular component: condensin complex; condensed chromosome; cytoplasm. Gene Ontology annotation, biological process: mitotic chromosome condensation. The transcript is spliced from 28 exons.
UGUAUUCCGGGUUGUUUUGUGUUUAUACUUAAAAAAACUGAUCCCUGUUGUAGUCUCUGUAAGAUAAAUUUGAUUUUAAAAUGCCUCACGUUGAAGUAGAGGUUCCACAAAAAGUGGAUAAACCAAACCCACGAAAUAAUCCAGUUAUUUUUAAAAUAUUUCAAAAUGUCCAAUACAAUGUUGUGCAACAUAAAAAAUACGUGAAAGAGUUGAUAAAACUUUAUAAAAAGAUAGAUCAAGAUUAUUUUCGUGAAAGCUUUAAGAAUGCAUUGCAUUAUUUGUUUACAUUUGGAGACACGAGUGCAAACGUUGAUCGUGUUGUACAAUUUGUUGCUACAUUUUGUACUUCCCUUGAUGACGAAGAAGAAUUUCUCAUGUUUAUAUUUGAUAUCAUAUUUGAUUGUCAAUGUGUGUCAGGACAAUCCGUGAGAUACAGAGCGAGCCAGCUGCUGGCUGCUGUGCUUGCUGCACUCGGUGAUGAUGCGUCUCUUGAUGAUGAUCUGUGUGAUAAGUUGUUAGCAUCUCAGAUGCAACGGCUUCAAGACACGCGAGGUGCAGUACGAUGUCGAGCUGCACUGGCCCUGCAGCGAUUACAAAACCCCAUGGAGCCAGAUGAUGAGGUGACACGGGCAUAUCGGUUUCAUAUGAGCUGUGAUCCUAGUUCAUCUGUUCGAAGGGCGAUAGUAAUGUCGAUAGCUAAAUGUACUCGCAAUGUGCCGUUUGUAUUGGAAAGGCUAUGUGAUGUUGAUGACGCAGUGCGUCGAGCCGCUUUCCUUUACAUAUCCGCUAUAAAUGUCACUCAGCUUAGAGUUAAACAGAGAUUGCUCACUUUGAAGGUCGGACUUACCGAACGUAGUCCGCGCGUAAAGAGGGUAGUUGAAGAGAUAUUGAUACCUGGCUGGUUAAGUACUUUUGAGGGCAAUAUUGUGCACCUUUUGAAAGCUAUAAGAUUAGAUAAUGCGCAUGAUGCAAAGGACUCUCAAUAUAUUGCUGGCAAAUUGUUGGAAUCACUGUUUAAGCGUCUGUCAAUAUCCGAGCUAUUAGAGUGGUUGCCUACAGAAAAAUCGCUAAGAUUGGUACCAGCUGAGAAGUUGAAUAAAGAAACGGCGUGGUAUUGGCGCCAUCUUGCCGAACAUCUGCAAAAGAUUGAAGAUGACGAAACAUUAGAGAUAGUGCUACCUGAUUUGGUAGUUUUGACUGGAUAUAUUAGAGCUAUUGUGGAAUCACCAUGUCCUUCAGAAAGCGAGGACCCUGUGGGGUUCAGUACUCGUCAAUAUGUGCUUCAUGAACUGGCCAGUAUGCUGAAGGUAUAUGAUGCAACUGACCCCACUGGCCGUACUGCACUACAAACACUCAUCACUGAUACUCUUACUGGUGAAUAUGGGCCGCUAGACGCAGACGUAAUCCGUGCGUUCGUAUCAGCCCUAGAACUGGUCGUAUCGGAUGUAACGCAACGUAUGGUGGUUGUGUGUCAAGUGAUAUCCGCCUUGAGAGAUCCGCCCGAAGUUGAGACGGUUGCACCGCCGCCUGUGGACAGCGCUGAGGUUAAACUUAAGAGAGCGAGACUUCGGGUGUCGCUAAAUGUUGCCAUAGAAGCUCAAGAGGAAGCUGUGAGGGAUGAAAACUAUGCACUCGCUGCUGAAUGUAAAGUCAAAGUUGCUGAUAUUCAAAAGAAAUUGGAAGAUUUAAACACUGAUGCCACGCCGCAACCGCCUAUACCUACGAUAAAAGAAAAAGCGACAGACACAGCAACAUUGAACAAGUGCUUAACAAUACUAAACAGUGCAUUAGAUACGCCGCAGUUGAAGUCUGUUACGCCUAUGUUACAAAUGAUGUUCACUGAAUUGGAGGAAGAAAUAUUCCAAAAUGCUGAAAUUUUGGAUAACGCCCUGGAAACGGUAGCGCUGUUUGGAAUGCUUGACAAAGAGUUUGCAAGAGAGCACAAAGCUUUCUUUUUUGCUAACCUAAUAGACACAACAAACGAACCAACAGUGUCAACAGUGUUGCGUUGUAUCAUAGACUUACUGUGCGUGCACGGCGCGAGAGUGUUCGAGGAUGAUGACGUCACGCAAAACGAUACUAAAGUUAGCAAGAAGAAACGCAAUACAAUGCAAUCGGUAGAUGCUACUGAGGAAGAUGGUACAUUGUCUGAAUCAGCAUUAUCAUUAUCGCCUAACCAUAGCACUGUUAUUGAGUUGCUUUUAAAAAUAAUGGAAAGUGCUUGUGCUACAUAUCGGCUUAUUAUUGUGGAAGGCAUUUGUAGAUUACUAUAUUUGGGCCAUCUGGAAUCACCUGCAAUUCUCAGCCGUUUGAUGUUACUCUGGUUCAAUCCUGCCACAGUGGACGAAGAUAUGUUACGCCAAAUUAUAGGCGUAUUUUUCCAAACAUUCCCCAUAAGCGUGGAUGGAGCACAGGAACAAAUUCAGAAAGCAACAUUGCCAACAUUACGAGCGCUGGCAAACGCGCCAUCUAGUUCUCCAAUCGCUGAGAUCGACCAAGAGGCUGUGGUCAGGUUUAUAGUAUCACUCACUAGAGUUAACCAUGAGUUCAUAGAUAGUCAAGGUGCAAUGGCAAUGGUGCUAUGUAGUUACUUAGUUCGUCACCCGACGGCCCCCGAAGUGGGGUUGGCGUGUCGAAUGUUAGCUCUACUCUCACCGCCUAGAGAAGAAAAUGUGGCUUCUGACUUGGCCACUAUGUUGCGCCAUUUAUGUACGAAACUGCCCGACAAACAAUCGUGUCGAAACUUGACGCGGUAUCUCGGCGCGUUAGAAGCGAUGGAAAGGGCGAGUCUUAAUAAAAUGUCUAAUACUGGUGUUACUGAAGGAACAAUGGCUGGUGAAGACACAUUAGGUAUACUAGGACGCACAACAUCUUCCUUACCUCAACCAUUAGCACGCAGCACGCACGUAGUUAUAAAUGAAACGGUCGAGGAAGAAGUGGAAAUUGAUGAAACAUCGCCGACGGAACCAUCGCAAAUAUCAAAAGUACAAGUGGAACCAAUUCAAGAAACGCGUACAUCAGCCCAAUCAUCAGAUAACGAUUCUGUUGUACCGACCAAGGAAGCUUCGAAUAGCGCUUCAGAGGAAAGCAGUGGGGUAUCACCGGUGAAGAAAGCCAAAAUUACUAAAGGUAGGAAAAAGAAGCUAUCAAUGACUAAACAUACAAAAACAAAUGCUAAAGAAAAAGACAAGGACAGCAAGACGGCAAAUGAAAAGAAACAAACAGAGAAAGGAAAUAAGAGGAGUCGGUCACAGCGAUCAGUAGAAGAUGUUGACAGAGCAAAACCAAAAGCAGCAAGCAAAUCAAAAGUACCAGAGGAGCAGAAGUCACCGGUAUCGGAUCUCGAUGUAUCCAAUAUAACGGUUCGCAAGACGCGCGGCGGAAAGUCAGGUUCGAGCUCAGACUCGCCUGGUUCGGGGAGAAGUGGAAAGGGCAGUCAGAAGAAAAAGGAAGAGAAAGCGCCAGCGCCCCGCCGUUCGACUCGCUCGUCGACAGGCUCCCGCAGCAGCAUGGCGGAACAGUUUAUGGCGAACGAUUCAGCUGAUGAAACGGAAUUACAUACUAUUGUAUAUGAUAAUGAUUUCCAACAAUCCUUACUAAAUGAAACAGAGAAUGAUAGCAAAAGAGUAAGCAAGUCCAACAUUACGAUACCAGAAACACCGAGUGAAGGAUCGGAUUCUGAACCAGAACCAAUAAUUCCGAAAGGGAAAGGAAAACGUACAAAUAAGAAAUAAUUGUAGCAUAUUAAAUUAUCUUUAUUUUCA